Molecule: messenger RNA, 1403 nt
Organism: Rhodotorula graminis WP1
Lineage: Eukaryota; Fungi; Basidiomycota; Microbotryomycetes; Sporidiobolales; Sporidiobolaceae
Exons: 5
Coding region: 16-1362 (448 amino acids)
Molecular function (GO): zinc ion binding
Source: RefSeq, a predicted model, not a curated record
CGCGCGACCUCGAGCAUGGCCGACGACACGACCAGCCAGCUGCCAGUUGACCUCGACUCUGGCAUGCGCCGCCGCAACCCUCUCCGCGCCGUCGCCGACACCGAGCCAACGCCGACCUCUUCAUCAUCGGCGAACCCCGAAGCCGCGUCGUGGCAGCUCCAGCUCGCCGAGGCCAGACGCGCCAUGGCCCUCAAGAUGGCGCAGCAGGCUCAAGAGCUCGACCUCGUCGACCCCGCCCGAGCACACGCCUCGGACGACGACGCCGAGCCGAGCCGCCACGACCCAGAGCCGUCAUCGCACCAGCGCAGAACCAGCGUCGCGAGCAGCGAGGGCGACGACCACGUUGUCGAGCAGCUCUUGCGGCCCACGAGCGCGCCGACCGCCGUGCCCGUGCGGGAGGACCCGGCUGGCGAGGUCGGCGGCGGGUUCGCCGAGGAGCCGAAGCAGGAGGAGGGCGGCGAGCGGGCGACUGAGGAGCAAGCGCCGGCCGACGACCGCAUCUGUCGCAUCUGCUUCGGCGGGGCCGAGGACGAGGAGGAGCUGGGACGACUGUUCAGCCCGUGCGUCUGUCGAGGAACGUCCCGUCACGUCCACGCCAAGUGCCUCGAGAGCUGGCGCAGGGCCGCCGUCAGCCCGAAGGCGUUCUACGAGUGCGGCCAGUGCAAGUACCAGUACCAGUUCCGCCGCACGACGUUCGCGCGAGCCCUCAUGAGCCCUCUCACGGUCACCUUCCUCACGAGCCUCGCCUUUAUGGCUCUCGUCUUCCUGUCGGGCUUCGUCGCCAACUCGCUCAUUGCCGCCGUCGAGGCGCGUCAGUCGCUCACGCCCUCGCUCCUGAACGAUCUCUUCAUCCCCGACUACAUCGUCGCCGGCGAGGGCGUCCGCGAGGCCGUCUCGUUCGUCGAGCACCGUCUAGAGCAAAGCCGGUGGGUCGCCGGGCGCGACCUCGCCCUGCAGCGUGCGGCGCAGGACGACUCGUCGACCUACCGCUUCUUCAACCCGUCGCCGUCGUCGCGCAAGGCCAAGGGCGCCGCGUCGGCUCCGUCGACGCCGCCGUUCCUCCUCACGGCGCUCCUGCACGCCGUCAAGGGCUCGGCGCUCCUCGGCGUCGUCUCGACGUUCUGGGCCUACGCCGCUACGACGUUCGCUUCGCCGCUCGGCCGCACGCUGUUUCGCGCGCUGCGGCCGACAGGAGGGCGGCGGCGGGCGGCAGAGCGCGGCGCGUCCAUGUCGCAGCUCGUUCUCCUCCUCCUCAUCCUGUGGGGCGUCGUCAAGUCCAUUCGCGGCGUGUAUCGCGGGGUCAAGUACUUGACGAGGGUCGCGCUCUCCAAGGUCGAGGACCUUGUCAUCGAGGUCAAUUGAGUACGCGUCUGGCUUGAGCUGUAACAUCGUUCUUUGCUGUC